GUGGCCGGUGUCGACUCGGUGGAACUGGUUUCCCCACAUCUCCGGGUGUGUCUGACUGGAGAACAUGUCAUUGCUUGGGCCUGAAUCCCUGUGAACUACUUCGGCUUUAGGAACCAGGACGACAACAGAAAGACAGUUUACCCUUUAUAAGUUGAUUACAGAGCCAUGAAAGCUGUGCUGGGCAGGGUGUGGGGCUGGGUUCACUACUGGGGCAACUAUGGCCCAGACACCACGACUCUGACAGCUGAGACCCCAAAAUUGCCUGAGAAGGGUAACGGGGGUUUCAGAGGAUGGACCUCCUGGAUCUGGGGAGGGUGGAGAAGACCAGGCAUCCAGAGCGAUGCAGCAGAGGAGUUCUGGGAGGCCCAGGAGAAGCUGCAACCUGUGGAAAUGGAAGCACUCGGAGCAGGGAAACAGGAGGCUGAAGCCAGUUGUCAAGUAUCCAGGUGGUGGGUUAGAUAUCUCCCGAGUGUGUCCCUGUGGCCAAGAAAAACUGAGCUGGCUGAACUAAGACAAAGGAAAGGUGACAGAGGGAAGGAGCAUGACAUUGAUGGGGACUUUUCAGAUUAUGGAACACCACCUCCAUCUCCUACACCUUUCUCCUUUCACCUGACCUCUCCGUUUCGACUCUUUGCACACAGCUGGAACGUGGAGAUCGUGCCCGAGCACUACGAGAUCUGCUUCAAUUUCCUCCGACACCUUUUUGACCUGUUUGUCGUCGCCUUCCUGUGGACCGUGUCCCCUCCCACCAAGCUGAUCCUCGAGGUUCUGGGGGUCCAGGGAGCGCUGAGGCUGUGGUUUCAUGGCAUGGCCAUGUUUUUCGUGUCCACAGUUGGAAUGGCUGGAUUGCUCUGGUUGAUCCAGGAGUAUCUCCCCCAGUUUGCUUUAAUCUAUGGCAUCAUCCAGGCGGUGGUGAUCUCCGUCAGCGUUCGGCAGAGUGUGAUCCUCAGUGUGGAGGAGGGUGGAGAAGGAAAGGGCGAGGAGACCGAUGAAACAAUAGACAAACACCAUGAAGACAAGCCUCUGUUCAAAUAAGACGGUGUAUCGAAAGUCUAAAGCCGGUCUUUCCUGACGAUGGGAGGAAGGUGAGCUUCACCCGACGACCUCCAGCGGUGUGACGCCUCAACAAUCGCUGCUCACAGUCUGUGCACCGCUGUGAUGUG
Messenger RNA from Nematolebias whitei (Rio pearlfish), 1163 nucleotides. It is a transcript of the gene c19h6orf47, whose product is annotated as chromosome 19 C6orf47 homolog. Lineage: Eukaryota; Metazoa; Chordata; Actinopteri; Cyprinodontiformes; Rivulidae. The transcript is spliced from 2 exons. The record is from RefSeq and is a predicted model, not a curated record. The coding region runs from base 166 to 1035 and encodes 289 amino acids.